CGAAGGGAAACCAUCAAAGACAAGGCAAGGUUUCUGCCACCAACAGUUUAUGUCAAUGAACAAAACUAUACAAAAGUGCAUUUCAGCACUGACGAGGAAAUAGAUUCGAGCAGUACAAAAAGAUCUGGCGAAGUAGUAGAGGAACGAGAUUGAUCAUGCGCCUGAUGUCAGUCAGAUCUUAAAAUUCGUGCCAGUAUUGAGAGCGGGUGACAAAUUUGUUAGUUGGAGGCGCGACUUAUAGGUUACAUCGCAACAGAGAGGAAAUCUUAAAAAUUAGUUUUGUUGCACAGCGCUGCACGUUCUCAACUCGCUUUAGUAGGUCAAUUGACUGUGGCGACCAUAUUUGGGUUGCGUAGCCGAGGUGGCACGGGACGAUAAAAAGAUAGAGUGUGCGACGCGUUUGGGUGCCCAGAAGCUCAGCGCACAAAGCCAAGGAGUUUCGUAGCUUUCGCACACUGUUCAAUCGCUUGUCUGCCCUAGGUAAGGUAGCUUGACACCCAGACAAGAGAAAGACCUUGUCUUGAACGAUGGCUUCACACACAUAUAUUUUCUAACGUUGGAUGCACUGUAAUUGGCUAGUCUAUGGUGGUCUUCGUGUCUAAUAAUUUUAUGUAUAUCAGCAUUUUCUAGUUAGGCGAAGCUAAAUAAAAUAGAUGACACCUUUGUGGAUGAUUGUUCUGUGACUGUUUUACGUGGCCGUUGGUGACGCCCGACGUCCACCAUAAUUAGAUUAACUAUGAGACAGACUCGGACGCCGAUCUCUUUUAUAAUAAGGACGGGGUCAGAAUGCCAAUGUUACCAGAUCUGGACGACAACACUACGUACGUACUUCGCAAGGAAGGCACAUGA
This is a messenger RNA of Porites lobata, 849 nucleotides long. The record is from the annotation of a GenBank genome assembly. Lineage: Eukaryota; Metazoa; Cnidaria; Anthozoa; Scleractinia; Poritidae.